GCUCAAAACCACAACUACUUAUCUACAUAUUAUACCUUAAAUUGUGCAAUAUUAGCAGUGAUUCCUUAACUUGAGGUCGUUAUACUACUUUCUUUCUACUCCACCUUCAGCUAUGGCAUCAUGGUGUUUUAAUGGCAUGACCGCCCUGGUUACUGGUGGUGGUCGGGGCUUAGGACAAGCAAUAGUAGAAGUAUUAGCAAGUUCUGGAGCAAAUGUAUACACGUGUGCAUUGGAACAAGAUGAACUGGAUCAGAGUUUGCAAGAAUGGAAUGAUAAGGGAUAUAAAGUAUCCGGCAUGGCUUGUAACCUAAUGGUGCGAGAGGAGCGUGAGAAGCUUAUGAAGGCCGCUGGCGAUCACUUCAAUGGAAAACUCGAUAUUCUUGUAAAUAAUGCAGGGUUGGCAAUAUUUAAAGAAUUUCAAGAUUUUACUGAAAAAGAUUGGUCAAUUAUAAUUGGCACCAAUCUUGAGGCUUCUUUCCACAUUACUCAAAUGGCACACCCUUUGCUAAAAGCUUCUGGAAAUGGAAGCCUAGUUUUUAUGUCUUCUGCUUCCAGUCUUAUUGCAACACCUGCUUCUUCUCUCUAUGGAGUCUCCAAAGGGGCAAUAAAUCAAUUGACGAAAAACUUAGCAGCCGAGUGGGCAAAAGAUAACAUUCGUGUUAAUGCUGUGGCGCCAUGGAUCAUCAAAACUCCUCUCACUGAGUUAAUCUCCAAAGAUCCUAUGAUAAAAGAAACAGUUAACGUGCAAAUCAAUAGGACAAUGUUGCGCCGUCUUGGGGAGCUUGCUGAAGUUUCUGGACCAGUAGCGUUCUUAUGCUCUCCGGCGGCUUCUUAUAUUACCGGCCACAUACUGGCUAUAGACGGCGGAGCUACCGUCAAUGGUUGCCCUUAAUUGCUCAGAUCAUAUAUACCGGUCUCAAUAUAUAAGCAAUAUGUGUAUGUAUUUUGAAGUUUGUCAUCAUUUUGUUUGAAUUGUAACUUUGAAAGUUCGAGUGGAGUGUGUCAAAAUAAAUAUAAAUGUUGAGAUAUGAAGUGUACUUAAAGU
Ipomoea nil (Japanese morning glory) is the source of this 1045-nucleotide messenger RNA. Its product is annotated as tropinone reductase homolog. The transcript is spliced from 5 exons. Bases 113 to 892 code for a protein of 259 amino acids. Gene Ontology annotation, molecular function: oxidoreductase activity. NCBI's taxonomy places the organism in Eukaryota, Viridiplantae, Streptophyta, Magnoliopsida, Solanales, Convolvulaceae. The record is from RefSeq and is a predicted model, not a curated record.